CCAGCUAUUUAGAUAGUUGUCUGGUUGUGACCCAGUCCUUCAGAAAAAGGUUAUUGCUAUUGCUAUCACUCUUGCGCACUUACUGUUCCUGUGAUGCCGCCCGCUUUGCUUUGCCAGCGAGAAGAUGUUGAGGCCGGUACUUGAUGUCAGCAGCUUGAACGUUGUUCUCUCUGUGCUAGGCAUCUUUAUUCUUCUCUCCAGGUUUAUAUCCUUCAAAAUCAAACAGCGCUGGUACCUCGGUGAUGCUUUACCUGCGUUCGUCCUCGGGGUUCUUCUCGGCCCUGUCGGUGCGAGAUUCCUUGACGUGAGUCAAUGGGGAGACGGGGCACAAGGCCAGAAGAGUGCAAUCGCAUAUGGCCUUACUCGGCUGGUCAUUGGAAUACAACUCGUCAAGGCCGGGUACGAACUCCCCAAACGGUACCUGCGACAGCGUGGCUUGGAGUUGACCAUCUGUCUCCUGCCGGCCAUGAGUAUCGUGUGGCUGGUGACCUCUGGCUUCAUCAUGCUCAUCAUUCCACGCAUCACCUUUCUUUCCGCAUUGAUUAUCGGCGCCUGCGUCACCUGCACCGACCCCGUUCUUUCGCAGGCCAUCGCCAAGGGCCCCUUUGCAGACAACUAUGUGCGCCGCCCGCUCCGCGAGUUCAUCUCCGCCGAGGCCGGAGGGAACGACGGCUUCGGAUUUCCUUUCCUCCUGCUGGCCGUCUCCUUGCUCCGCUACGCCGCCGCCCCUGCAAAUGCUGUCACCAUGGAGGACUUUGAUCUCGCGCGAGGCACUGCCGACCAGCUCGGCACGUCAGGGGUGGGCAGGUUCGGCGGUGGGGUCAAACAUGCCUUGAAGCAUUGGGCUGUCGAGGGCGUGCUCUACAUGAUUAUCAUGGGGGCUGGGUAUGGCGCUCUCGUCGGGUUUUUGUCUAGGAAAUUCGUCAACAUUGCAUCUAAAAGACGAUGGAUCGAUAAUGAAGGCUUCCUGCUCGUCCCUCUUGCCAUGGGACUAUUUGUGGUCGGAACGUGCGGAUGCAUCGGCUCAGAUGAUACCCUCGCGUGUUUCAUUGCCGGCAACGUCCUGAACUGGGAUGGGAGGUACCACUCCGAGACGCUGAAGCGCCACGACUCCUUCAACCCGGCCAUCGAGGCGCUCCUCAACUUCGGUGCCUUUAUCUUCCUCGGCGCAAUCAUGCCCUGGGGGUUCUUCCAGACCCCCGAUACGACGGGCAUCACAGUCGGCCGACUCAUGGGGUUGGGCGUGUUGAUCCUGUUCUUUCGACGCAUCCCGGCCAUCAUGAUGGCAUACCGGUUUAUUCCUCACGUCUGUCAGGACUGGAAGGAGGCUUUGUUCAUGGGGUACUUUGGGCCGAUUGGCAUCGGCGCAAUUUCCUACGUCGAAUACGCGCGCCGGCUCUUCCCUGAUCCGGGGGAAAGCGAUGUUGAAAUCAACAACCUGACCGGCGCAAUGAUACCAGUUGUCUAUUGGCUCGUCCUCUUCUCCAUCAUCGUCCACGGGGUAUCAGUCCCCAUCCUCAGCCUGCUGUACCGCGUCCUACACGUCCCCCGUAUCUGUGACCAUCCCGUCGAAAUCACCCUGCUGUCGACACAUGAACCGUUGCCGAACAAUAGUACGGCGGUGCCGCAACGGCACUCGGCGAUUGUCAACAAUCAGUUCGCGAGGGGAGAUAGCGAUGAAGAAGACGAAGAGCAGGAGGAGAACCAGCAGCAGCAACAGCAGCAGCAGCAUAGAUUAUCUUUACAUCAAUCUAUACGACAAUCAAUGCACCAGACUAUACGGCAAGUCACACCGCAGCGAUUGAGCCAUCUACAGGUUCUAGACGGCUUGGAAGCUCAUCUCCGCCGCAGCGAAAGCGAGGGUGGUCUGAGUGAGCAGACGCUGAGGGGGGAAAAGGCAGAGGCAGAAGUUGAUACGAGGGAAAUGGUAUAGAUGACGAUGUAUUUCUUAGACAAUGUAUUUGUUAGAUGAUGUAUUUGUUAGAUGAUGUUGAAUAUUGCAUUCCUCAGUCUAUCUUUGUCAUGGAUUCCCGUACUCAUUCAAACAGGGCAGGUCUUUCCGCAAGAAGAGCAGGUCUUCGUCUCUCCCUUGAUCGCAUUCCCGCACGAAGGACAAGAAGGAUGGCCCAUUGUGAUUGCUGUCUUGUGUCAACUGUAGCUAGAUGCUUUCCUGCGUCUGAUUGAAUCU
Penicilliopsis zonata CBS 506.65 is the source of this 2188-nucleotide messenger RNA. RefSeq lists its product as hypothetical. Lineage: Eukaryota; Fungi; Ascomycota; Eurotiomycetes; Eurotiales; Aspergillaceae. Gene Ontology annotation, molecular function: sodium:proton antiporter activity. Gene Ontology annotation, cellular component: plasma membrane. Gene Ontology annotation, biological process: regulation of membrane potential; proton export across plasma membrane; sodium ion export across plasma membrane. Bases 125 to 1933 code for a protein of 602 amino acids. The transcript is spliced from 10 exons. The record is from RefSeq and is a predicted model, not a curated record.